GUGCGGUCCGUGCUCGCGCUAAAAUGGGAGAUUCUUCGGUUUUUUCCAUGAUUCGAUGAAGAUAAAUGUGAUAAGAGUGAAUUUAAACCUUUUCCCACCUCCCGCCGUUGUUCACUGUGCAAAAGUCGGCCGGAAAAGUCUUGAGCAAGGGAAACAGGCGAAGAAAACCACCAACAAAUCAAUGGUCAUAGGAAGCUGGGGAAUGUGGCUUUAGCAGCCGGUCCUCACUCCGUCCUCAACCUGCCCACAGAUGUAAUCAGUGAAACGGGGCUUCAGUGAAACCAGCAACCAGCAGCAUCCGAUCCGAUACAAAAUACCGAAAAUCCGAUCGCGAUACCGGUGCGUGCGAAAACCGACAAGUUGCUCGAGAGAGUUUGAGCACGGGACAACGAUGGCCGGAGACUUUUCCGGUUGCACGGCACGGAAGAAAAACCGGGCUCAAUCCAUCGAGUACAACCCGGUGAAGACGGACGGUGGUCAGAACUCGAAGCAACCCACCAACCCCAUGACGACCCGCAGCGGUCUUCGAGUGUACAAAAUUGUCAUCCUCGGGGACGGUGGGGUCGGCAAAUCCGCGGUAACACUGCAGUUCGUCAGCCACAGCUUCCUGGAUUAUCACGAUCCCACUAUCGAAGACUCGUACCAGCAGCAGGCCGUGAUCGAUGGAGAGGCCGCGCUGCUCGAUAUCCUCGAUACGGCCGGGCAGGUCGAGUUUACGGCCAUGCGCGAUCAGUACAUGCGGUGCGGCGAAGGUUUCAUCAUCUGCUACUCGGUUACCGAUCGGCACAGCUUCCAGGAGGCGUCCGAGUACCGGAAGCUGAUCGCACGGGUACGCCUUACCGAGGACAUUCCCCUCGUGCUGGUAGCGAACAAGCUCGAUCUGCAAUCGCAGCGCAAGGUAUCGACGGAGGAAGGCAAAACGUUGGCCAAACAGUUUGGCUGUCCGUUCUAUGAAACUUCGGCCGCGCUCCGGCACUACAUCGAUGAGGCAUUCUUUUCGUUGGUGCGCGAGAUACGACGAAAAGAAGAGCAACGGGCACUAAACGGUGGAUCGAGCUCGGAGAAAAUCCAUCCCCGAAGGCGUAGCCGUUGGUGGCGAUUGCGUUCCAUUUUUGCGCUAGUCUUUCGACGCCGGCGAAACCUUACCAGCACCGAGCAGUAGAUGGAGAGCUUUUCUAGUGAUCACCUGCGCCUUGCGCAGCACUGUUUCCCAAAGAUGAUCUGUAUUAUUUAUCAGCAUUACUACAGUAGCUACAUAGAGAGCUACGGGUAGAGUUUUCCGAUCUUACACGCCCACCCUGUGCGUGCUUCAAUCAACGAAACACUAAACUAUCUCAUGUUGCGGUUCUGCUGCACUCUAGCUCUAAGUUAAUUUUUUUUUUACAAAUAAUUAUGUUAAAAUGGUCAAACGGAAAACCAAAGUGAUGAUGAUGAAGGGAAUGAUUUUAACAACCAAACACCGUUUUACACACAGGAUAUCUGCGCCACAUAAACCGUUUUUAGAAAGUAGCACUGUAGCUGUCGAAUGAAGAACCUCCCUUUGUGUUCACGCGGGUAGUACCAGCCACCGGAAGUGGUUCCUUUGAGCAGGCCCAAUGCAGCAGCCGUUGGAGUUUGUUGGUCAGUUUUUUUUUCUUCCUUUUUUCAAUCAGUAUUGAUAGGAUAUAGACGAAAGUAAACGGUAGCAUUAGAGGGAACAUCCCUUCCAUGAUCCAACGAACGAACUUCCGAUGUAAUGUGUGGGCACGGUAUGUUAGGUUGAACCUCAUGUACGAUGUUACGAAAAGUCUCCACGUAUGAUGCACCUAGUGCAAACUAUUAAUUUUAGGUUGCAGAACACUGGUAGCGAAGUUGUUUUAUGGUCGAAAUUUAUAAACAUAUUUAUUUACAAGCAGAUGUUGAUCGAAGAUCGGUAUCGGCCGGCCGUAAGCAUUUACACAGCAUACCCUUACGCAAACACAUCAGAAAAAAAACAAAUCAAACGGUAAUCAUGCAGCGCAAUCAUAGGCUGGAAUAGCCAGGAAGAUUCUUAUCUUUGUGGAAGAUGAUUGAUAUAGAAAGUGUAGCGACGCAAAGAAAACCAUACCAAACCAACCCCCCAAUAUCUGUGAUGUACGGCAAAUCAAUGAAUGUACCGUCAUAUGUUAUUCAGUGUCCGCUAAGAAUCAUAGUUUCUCUACUAUGCUUAUUACUUAUAACGAUGUCGAUUAUUUUACGUUCUCUUUGAUAAAUGUUCAUUUAGAUACUACAGCGACUGUAAAGUCUAAAGCUUUAAAAAAUGAUUUCAACAUUACAAAAGGGAAGCGUUUGGUCGUUCUGAGUAUUAUUUAUAGCUACCAAACUAGAUCCUCACUUGUAACCCUCGGUAGAUGGCAUUCUUUCGCGGACAAGAUCGAAGUUAAGCGAUGUGGACAUACCUCUGCUUGUCUCGCCACGAUUCGUUAAUCGUUAUUCAAACCUUCCAGCAUUGAAACUGCUCCCGAUAUGUUCUUUGGUUAGAUUCAAACAAUUUUCGACCGCCAGUUCCGCAUGUGGCAGCCAAUGGAAAAUGGAAUUUUAAUGUUGCCAACGAUGCACCCUGAAGACUGACCGUCGUCAGCAUCGGUACGGGGCAUAAUUCGUAUCGCAGAUUCAUGAAAGUAUCAAUAUAAUCCACAUGGACAUUGAACUGUACGCCUAAGAUUUAAACAUAAACGACAACAAACACUCAAAAACAGGGUUAAAACGUAAUAGUUGUAAAAUAUAAAUAUAAAUAUACAGCAAAACCAGUUCUUAACAUAAGCCAGUUGAUAGCCGCGAAGAUGUUAAAAAAAGCAAUUGAUAGCCAUCACCUAAUCGCGUUGUCUCGCAAUGCUACCGAGAAGGAAUUCUGAGCAACUUUUGGGCGAAAGCGCAUAACGGAACGGGUUCAUUAUCAGACGCGUAUUCAGGAAAUCGAAGACCUUAGUUUUACCAUCAAUUCAUAAACUUACUUAUCUUUUUUUACUAAUCACCACUGGAAGAUGCAAAACGAAACGAAUGAAAACCGGCAAUAAACCAAAGAGGAGAUUAUAUGCAUAAUCAGUAACAUAAAUCAGUACACGACCACGUUUCUGUUCUGUUUGAACUCAAAAGCAAUAGUAUUAGGACCACAACUCCGCAACAGGAUCAUACAACGUAUAUACCCUGGACAGUUAUUUACUGUCAUAAUUGGUAAGAGAACAGGAAGGAUUUGAUUUGCAAUAGGCGGGCGUAAUAGUAGUAUCGGCGGACACAACCGUUGUCUUACCUAAUAGCCGUGAACCUAGAACGGUAGAGAAAACAUUGUUCGAGCAAGAGGGGGUCUUGCUGAUAGAAUUGCUCGCAUUAAGCAGCAAUAGUUGAUUUCUUCGUGAAUUGACUGGGCCAUUUGGACCAGAGACUUUUCAAUUUAGCUACAGAACUUUGUUGCUGCGGUCGCCGUUUGUUUCCUGCUCUUAUAGUCGUUGCCAAUGAGUAGAAUGUUUUUGGAUUGUUGACGAAAUAUUUCCUUCGAUACUUUGCUAGUGGAAUGUAUGUGACUAAGAAAAGCCCAGCACCAUUGGAACGUGAUCGUCUGUGGAGUGGACGAGCCAUGUUCGAUACGGUCCGAGUGAAUUGAUCUUACCACUGGCCAGCGACAAUAAUGAAAUGCAUAACCAACUCGAUACCAAAGGCUACAGACUCUGCCGGCUUUUUAAGGAAUUGUAUACUUCUGAUCUCGUACAACAUCUGUACUUUAUUGGUCAUCUGUGUAGCGUCCGUUUUAUUCAAAUUAAUUUGCAUUGCUUUGUUGGAGGUGCGGCAUUCAGUUGGUUCUCCAGAGAAAUCUCGAAUUUAGGACAGCGACAUGGUAGCCUCAAAUGGGUUGAUAAAUUAUAUUCUUACCUAUAGCGACCAGAACCAUAGUUGAGGGGAGUAGAACUCAUACAGCAUAUAGAAGAUCUUCAGUUUCGCGAAGCAAAACACAUGUAGGAAGUACAUUUUAGGUUCCCCUUACCUUCCCUACCAACAGACAGGUGAUGAUUAAUGUCUUCGAGCGCGAUCGCUUGGAGUUUCCUGCGGACAGUAAAUAAACUAGGAUAAGCGACGACCAUUAGAAUGGUCGAAAUUUCAGUUUUUAAUGUUAUGGCCUCGGUGAAGAAAACCAAGAAUGUUGUUGCAUAAAAAUCAUGCUGGAGAGCAUCAAAUGGCCACGCUGUUUGGCAGUAAGAAA
Molecule: messenger RNA, 4213 nt
Organism: Anopheles aquasalis
Lineage: Eukaryota; Metazoa; Arthropoda; Insecta; Diptera; Culicidae
Gene: Ric
Product: Ras-related protein interacting with calmodulin
Biological process (GO): signal transduction
Cellular component (GO): membrane
Molecular function (GO): GTPase activity; GTP binding
Source: RefSeq, a predicted model, not a curated record